Colletotrichum abscissum is the source of this 1923-nucleotide messenger RNA. RefSeq lists its product as uncharacterized. The record is from RefSeq and is a predicted model, not a curated record. Bases 1 to 1923 code for a protein of 640 amino acids. Gene Ontology annotation, molecular function: protein tyrosine/serine/threonine phosphatase activity; mRNA guanylyltransferase activity. NCBI's taxonomy places the organism in Eukaryota, Fungi, Ascomycota, Sordariomycetes, Glomerellales, Glomerellaceae. The transcript has a single exon. Gene Ontology annotation, biological process: dephosphorylation; 7-methylguanosine mRNA capping.
AUGUCGGACCGACAACAGGGCGCCGGCUGGCUAAGCUUCGCCAACCCUCAUGACCCUGGAGCCACCGAUCCGACCUUGCUGAAGGAGAACUCGGAGAGCCGCUCGUACACCACGGAGCGCUAUACCUAUUCUGGCAUCAGGACAUUCUACAAACGACACCUCCAAGCAGACCAGCUGCCCAACCCACCACUGCCCCUGCUGGUCUGUAUCCACGGCCUGGGAGGAUCAGUGGCUCAGUUCCAUCCGUUGCUGACUAGUCUGGUUCAUAUAUCAACUUGCCUGGCCAUCGACUUGCCCGGCUGCGGCCGCUCAGAGUUCACCCAGCAAGCAUGGGACGCCUAUACUCCGGAAGCGCUGUGUGAGCUGCUGGAGGUCAUCAUCGAUGAGUAUCGUCAGAAGGAGCCCGACCGCAGCGUCGUACUCAUCGGCCACAGUAUGGGGACUACCAUGUGCGCGCAGCUGGCGAGUCGCAAUGCGCCGCACAAGACGGACCUUCGCAAGUACGUUGUCGGACUGGUCGCCAUCUGUCCCGUAGCCGGCCCACCCACAGAAGACAAGACGACGCUGUUUCGAAGGCUACUUUGGGUACCCGGCUGGAUCUUUGACUUGUGGAGGGCUUACGAUCGGUGGGGAGGCCCGCAAAGUGCCAGCGUCAGUCGAUUCGUCGGCCCUGGUGCUGAUCUCGAGCUUCGCAAGCUCCAGGAUCGCUUCAACAACCAAAGCAGGACGCCCGUCUGGCGCAGAAUGGCCUGGGGAUCGCUUCCAAACUAUGAAGAUGGAGUUGCGAAGGGUGGCGUACCUGGCAAGGACGUGUGGACCGGCAUUGAUGUUCCGGUCUAUCUUGUUGGCGGAAAAGAGGAUAAGCUCACGAAGCCUGAGGAGGUGGACAAGAUCAGGGACUAUCUCUCAGGCAAGGCGCCUCUAUCACCCGAGACUGGGUCGGACGACGGGCAUGAAACCAUUGUCGACGCGGCGGCACCAGUCAACACAUCAAAGAUUCCGACGGACCACGGGCCCGAGAGUAUAGAUGAUAUUCGAGACGAGGACUUCCAUCGAGAUCGUAAAGUCAACGAAGAUGCCGACAACGCUCUCGAAGAUCCGUCGACACCGCAAGAGUCGCCGGCAAACGUCCCGCCUCAGCCCCGGCAUCCUACCAAGGUCGUCAGGUCUAUCAUUAUGCCUGCACCUGCCAAUCACGCGCUUCUAUUCAUGCCUGCUACAGUCAGAAUUCUGGCUGGUCUCAUCUCCGACUUCCUUGCCAAUCAUGUCACUGGUCGUCUAUCCCUCGGCUGGCAACUACAGUAUCUCUCACGGGAAGGCAAGUGGGAUGUGAAGAACCUGGCCAAGUGGAAGGGCGUUACCCCGGUCUCGCACCCAAUCGGUCCAGCAGGCAGCCCGCCAGUCUUCAGAGCGAUGAAGACUCUGCGAGAAGCAGACGACACGCACUGUCCCGCCGAGUUUGUCAAGAACUGGGGAGGAAUCAUCAAGGACGUGAUUGACAUCAGUCACGACAAGCCGGUGUACGACCCACGGAGCAUGGAAAAGGGCGGCGUACGAUAUCACAAGUUUGCAACGGUAUCAAAGAUACCGCCAAAGGACUCGGAGGUGGCCCACUUCAUUGCCCUCGUGGACAAGUUGCGAGAGCAGCAGAAGGCGAGGGCCGAGGAGGAGAAGUGGGCCGAAGUGGACGGCCAGACGCAGGUCAUUGGCGUCCACUGCCACUAUGGCUUCAACCGCACUGGCUAUUUUAUCGUGUGUUAUCUGGUCGACCGAUGUGGGAUGUCGGUCAAGGACGCAAUCGAGACGUUCAAGGAGGCGAGGCCUAAUGGGAUUCGCCACCAACACUUUAGAGACCGGCUAUAUCUGCGGUACUCGGGACUGCAGGAGGAGGAGGCUGUGGAGCAGCAGCAGAACAGUUCAUGA